AUGGCCACACCCGCAAUGCCUUUGGAGACCAAGUCUUCCUCCCCAGUCGAUGUACCGGUCUUAUACAAGUCGAUCAGCUCAAAUGACUGCGAAGUCCAUGGGAUUACCCAGACCCCUCACCUCGACAAACUUCUUCAGAACCGUCCGAAAGCUGAACUUCGAGACCUUGCCGAUGUAGUCCAGGCCCUAAACGAUGGGGAUCAAUGCGCCAAAUGCGCCGUUCAAGCUGCAGUCACCAUCAUCACUGGAUUUGUGCAAGAACUGUACACUGCUAAGAAAUCUGGGAAAUUGUCCAAGGAAGAAAAGAAAGCUCUCAAAUUGGAAGUCAAGGGAUUGGUGAAGGGGGUGAAAGGGGACAUCAAGAGCCAGCGAAAGGAGCUUAGAGGUCGGCUAUAG
Fusarium sp. VM40 is the source of this 396-nucleotide messenger RNA. Lineage: Eukaryota; Fungi; Ascomycota; Sordariomycetes; Hypocreales; Nectriaceae. The record is from the annotation of a GenBank genome assembly.